ACUCUGGAAAUUUUUUUUUUUCCUUGUAAUUUAAUACCAUUUGAUGCCCUUAUUUUUUUAGAUUCAAUGCUUUUUUGACUCUUAAUGAGGAUUUUACUUCUUGUAACGUUUUCCAAAAAGUCUUGCACGACAGUCUGACGUACAAUUAUUUACACUUUCUUGAACAAAAUCGCCACACGUCUACUCUACGUAGUGUUGUUAAUAAUUAAUAUUCAUAGAAUGCGCGUAUAAGCUUGUAAAAUAUACAUAAGUUUGUCAAGAAAAUCAAUCCAACAGCGAUGACCUUGGAAAAGGUCAUGGCAGCUUAUGUACGCAAUGUUUAACGAACCCGCAAACACGUGGAAAAUCAAGAAUACUAUAAUAUAAUAAUUGUAAACCUCCACAAUCAAAUACGAGUGCGUAAGCGUGAAAGCUUCAAGUACACGCCGCGAACCAUCCAAGCUCAGUUUCGGCCCGUCGUUCGUUUAGGAUUGGUGCAUAUGGUAGAGUCUCUCUGUUUGCUGCGAGUUAAAAGAUUUUUUUUUUUUUGGCCACGAAAAAAUUAAAAGCUCCGAUGAUGAAUGUUCGGAUGCGUUGAUGUUAACUAAAUUUUAGUGGCGGUACCGGAGGAAAAAUUAUCUGAAAGUGUUGGUUGAAUUAUUAUCGAAUCACGUCUAUUUUGGCUGAAACAGCGAGAUCUUUUUCGUCAUUGUGUAGUUUGAAAUCGGUGUUUUCAAAUGUGCAAGGAAAACUUAGAAAUUCUCGAAAAUUUCGGUCGUUUGUUACACUUUUGAAUAAAAUCAUCGAAGUUGAUGAACCGUACAAAAUGAGAAAAGAUUACCGUAAAAAAUUCUUAUUCAUAGGUAUUGGUUUAUUUGUGUUCAGCUUUGUGUUCCGAUACAUCAUUUUGCCACCUGUUGUCAAAUCGCAAGUGAAAGCGAAAGUAGAGCUAAGGCCCGGAAAAUUUAUGAGAAAAAUAUGGAGUACCUUUCCAUUUUCAUUAGACUUUAGUGUUUACUUAUUUAAUGUCACGAACCCUGACGAGAUAACACAGGGAGCAAAACCUAUUGUUCAUGAAGUGGGACCUUUUGUUUAUGACGAAUGGAUAGAAAAGACAGAUCAAAUUGACCAUGACGAUGACGAUUCGGUGUCUUUUACGUUUAAAUAUACAUACUAUUUUAAUGCAGAAAAAAGUAAAGGACUGACAGGAGAAGAGGAACUUAUUGUUCCUAAUUAUUUUAUACUUGGAUUAGUUAAUACAAUUAAAUUGGAAAAGCCCGCUAUAAUGCCAGCUGCAGCCAAGGGAAUCAACAGUAUAUUUAAAAAUCCGAGCAACAUAUUUAUGAAACAAAAAGCCAAAGACAUACUUUUCGAAGGAUUUGUCGUCGAUUGUAGAGUCACAGAUGUUCCAGGAGCAGCAGUUUGUACCGAAGUUAGAAAUCAGUACGAAGACUUGCGUUUAAUAAAACUCGAAGAAAACGUGUACCUCAUGUCGCUGUUCGGAGCAACAAAUGGAACGAGUUCCAAGGCGCGAAUGCGCGUCUACAGAGGCAAAAAACAUCUCAUGUCGGUGGGACAAGUUAUCGAAUACGACGGCAAGCCCAAUAUUUCUGUGUGGAACGACGAAGUGUGUGAUGCUUUUGGAAAUGCGACUGACGGUACGAUUUUCCACCCCUACUAUAAAAAAGACGAUUUUCUCGGAUUGUACACCGAAAGUAUGUGCCGAGUCAUAAGUUUGAAUUAUCUCGAAGACAACAAAACUGCUGGAAUAUCGACUUAUCGGUAUACAACAAGCGUAGGAAUCGAUCCGGAAAACAACCCUCACGACAAAUGCUACUGCAUGAGUGAAGACAAGUGCCUGAAAAAAGGAGCCUUCGACGCUUACAAGUGCACCAAAAUACCCAUAGUCGUUACGAAUCCGCAUUUUUAUCUAGCCGAUCCCUAUUAUUUGUCAAGAGUCGAUGGACUUAGUCCAAAUAAGGAUAAGCAUAUGCUGCACCUUGACAUAGAGCCGUUUGCUGGUGCUCCCGUUUAUGCCCAUUCUAGGGCUCAGCUCAAUAUGUACCUCACGAAAAUAGAGAAGUUCAAAUUGAUGAAAAACAUGUCCGAGGCUCUUUUACCUUUAUUGUGGAUCGACGAUGCUCUUGUAUUGCCUAAAUUCAUGAUCAAAGAAAUUAAAUUUGGAUUGUUGCAACUUAAACUAGCAACGAUCUGGCGAUUUUUCUUGAUGUUCAGUGGAUUAGGCAUGAUUGGCUUUGCAUCAUUUUUACAUUUCAAGGGACACUUUAUGAAAAAAAAACUUGAAACGACACAACCUGUGGAAACAACUAAUGAAACUUUAGGUAGUGAGUUGAACAGUGCAGAUAAAAUGAUGCAACUUCAAGUUGGUAAAUUACAGCCAGCUCCAGUGCCCGCAAGAAUCGAUUGAGAUUGAUGUAAUUACGAGAAUACGAGGGAAAAAUUUUUUUUUCUUUUUAUUAUUAGAUUAACAACUUUAAUAUUGUAAGCAGAUAUUAGUCGUAAUUUAUACAUUUUUAAGUAUUAAAAUAAAUUUGU
This is a messenger RNA of Copidosoma floridanum, 2535 nucleotides long. Its product is annotated as sensory neuron membrane protein 1-like. The record is from RefSeq and is a predicted model, not a curated record. NCBI's taxonomy places the organism in Eukaryota, Metazoa, Arthropoda, Insecta, Hymenoptera, Encyrtidae. Gene Ontology annotation, molecular function: scavenger receptor activity. Gene Ontology annotation, cellular component: membrane; cytoplasm.